CGACCAUUACAGUAUAGAACAGCAUAUAAACGGACACGCCCUACACACAAGUCCAACAAACUUGGGUAAUCACACACAGGACCAAUAUAUCAGGAUUAGCAAUUUGCUCGGUAUAUUUUUCAUCACCAUUCAUUUUAAGCUUAUCCUCAUCCCAACUGCACAAUGAAGUUAGUCCAUAGCUUAUAUGUUCUCCUUCUGUCGACUUACUUAGUCGCCAGUUUGCAAUUACCGUUUGAUACUUCAAGUCUUUUUAAGUUCAAUGAUAUUUUAGAUGGAGAUAUUUAUCGUCAUUAUACUACUCUUAAUGAAGAUGAGUUACCAAUUAACUUGUAUCAAUAUCACGAUGACUUUGUGAUAAGAAUUGAUUAUUCUGACAACCUCGAAUUAAAAAAGUAUAUUUUACUAUCUAAAUCCACUGAGAAUAAUACCAAUAUUUCAUUUCAAAAAUGGUCUAAGAACAAUCAUGGUCAAUUUAUAGAUUUACAAAUUAAUGAAGAAAAUCUUAUUAAAUUAAUUGAAAAAUUCCCAACUAUAAAUUACAAAAUAAUUAUUGAAGAUUUAGCCCAAAGAGUGUUUGAAACAUAUCCUGAAAAUCAUGCUAAAGCAGGAUUAACCAAACGUGAUAGUAAUUCGCAAUAUAAGUAUCAAGCUACUGAAGAUGUUAUUGCCGAAGCUAAAGUUAAUGUAUUAUCUGAAUUAUUUUUCAAAGAGUAUAGACCAUUGGAAACUAUAGAGGCUUGGUUAGAUAUUUUGCAACAAACUUAUCCAGAUAUUCUUUCUUUUGAAGAUAUUGGUCGUUCUUAUGAACAUAGAACUUAUCGAGUUGUUCAUUUUUCAGUUCCAAAUUCUGAUAUUGAACAUCAUGAAAGAAAAACCAUUGUUGUUACUGGUGGUGUCCAUGCUCGUGAAUGGAUUUCAGUAAGCUCAGUAUUAUAUACUAUUUACUCCCUUAUAUUGCAUUAUCAUGAAAAUCCAACUUCAAAGAUUUUAUCUAAUUUGGACUUUUUAUUCAUUCCUGUUUCUAAUCCAGAUGGUUAUGAAUAUUCUUGGCAUACAGACAGAUUGUGGAGAAAGAAUAGACAAGAAACUGUAUUUCCAACUUGUUUUGGAAUUGAUAUUGAUCAUUCUUUUGAUUUCCAUUGGACUAAGUCAUCUGAUUGGGCAUGUGGUGAAGAAUAUAGUGGUGAAUUACCAUUUGAAGCAUUUGAAUCUCAAAUUUGGGAAGAGUAUCUUAAUGAAACCAAUAAUGAUCAUAAAAUUUGGGGUUAUAUUGAUUUACACUCUUAUUCUCAAGAAGUUCUUUAUCCUUAUGCUUAUUCCUGCAGUGAACAACCAAGAGAUGAAGAAAAUUUAAUUGAACUUGCUUAUGGUAUUGCUAAGUCCAUUAGAUUACAAUCAGGUAAAACCUAUAAUGUUUUACCAGCAUGCAUAGAUAAAGACGUUGAUUUAUUACCCGAUUUAGGAUCUGGUUCAGCCUUAGACUUUAUGUAUCAUAAUCGAGCAUAUUGGGCUUAUCAAUUAAAAUUAAGAGAUAGUGGAAGUCAUGGUUUCUUAUUACCAGGUAAAUAUAUUGAACCAGUUGGAAAAGAAAUUUUCGCAGGGAUCAAGUACUUCUGUUUAUUCAUAUUAAAUGAUGAGAGAUAGAGUCCCAAAAAUUAAAAUUAAAAUUGAAUUGAAUUGAAAUUGUUGUAUUUGUAUUUCCAUAUGAAAGUAGUGUAGUUUAAGUUUUUGAUUUUUUGUACAAUAAAAAUAACCGAUGUAUUUAUGCAGAUAAGCUGUAGCCUGAAAAAAAAACAUUUAAUGUUGAAAAAUAAAAUUUAAUUUAUCUUUGCAAUCAAUACGGGGUAGAAGUGCACAGUAAAGUUAACUGCGUAGUAUGAGAGUAGUAAUACAAAAAGUGAAGAAAGCUUCAGUAACUGUUGAAGGAAAUGUUAUUUCCAAGUAAGUAUAGUUAUACGAUGUUUGAAAUUUGAACACAUUUUAUUAUCAAGUAAGCAUACAUACUAACAACAUGUCCAGAAUAGAUAAGGGAUUAAUGCUUU
Messenger RNA from Scheffersomyces amazonensis, 2042 nucleotides. It is a transcript of the gene ECM14, whose product is annotated as putative metallocarboxypeptidase. Lineage: Eukaryota; Fungi; Ascomycota; Pichiomycetes; Serinales; Debaryomycetaceae. Gene Ontology annotation, biological process: proteolysis. Gene Ontology annotation, molecular function: zinc ion binding; metallocarboxypeptidase activity. The record is from RefSeq and is a predicted model, not a curated record. The transcript has a single exon. The coding region runs from base 163 to 1644 and encodes 493 amino acids.